Molecule: messenger RNA, 5029 nt
Organism: Hippocampus comes (tiger tail seahorse)
Lineage: Eukaryota; Metazoa; Chordata; Actinopteri; Syngnathiformes; Syngnathidae
Product: lysophosphatidylcholine acyltransferase 1
Exons: 14
Coding region: 345-1979 (544 amino acids)
Cellular component (GO): endoplasmic reticulum
Molecular function (GO): 1-acylglycerophosphocholine O-acyltransferase activity; lysophosphatidic acid acyltransferase activity; calcium ion binding
Source: RefSeq, a predicted model, not a curated record
GACGCGUUUUGCGCGUGCGCAAAGGCAGGGCAACGGAAUUGUGGCUCCAUUAGCAUCCCGAGCUAUCGGAUUGCUUUGCGCACCGCGCUAUGAAAGAAGGCGUCUUGACGUAAAGAUAAAGGCUACUUCAAAUAACUCCGCCUAAUCCCUGAGCUAACCAUUAUCCCUCCAUGGUGCCGGAUAAAGAGAGAUAACGUUAACAGCCACGCACUGUCGCCGUAAUUAGCUGCAGACCACGAUACAGAUUGGGCAAAAGCUGCGUUGCGCGUGGAAAGACUCAAUUUUGAGUCAUUAUUACGUUUGUGUUUGAAUACGUAGGGUAGCCUUGACAAAGACUUGUCGGGAUGAGGUUACGGACUCGGAGUCAAUGUGCGAUGGAGCCUGAUGGGAAGAAGAUGGACCAAGCGCCUCCGUUCAGAAACCCUUUUGUACAUGUCUUGAAAUUCACCCGAAUGGAAAAGGCAAAGAUCGCAGUUAUGACAGUCACGCUAUUCCCCAUCCGUCUACUCAUAGCUGCAUUUAUGAUGCUGCUCGCCUGGCCUUUUGCGUUUCUGGCCUCAGCAGGACGCUCUGAGACAGCUGUUGAACCCCAGUGCCUCUGGAGGAGACUGGUCGACAUCAUUUUGAAGAUCAUCAUGCGGGUCAUGUGGUUUGCGGGUGGCUUCCAUUGGAUGACUGUUAAAGGGCAGAGGGCAUUACCUGCCGAAGCGCCCAUUCUCACUCUGGCACCCCACUCUUCCUAUUUUGAUGCCAUCCCAGUCACCAUGACAAUGGCCUCUAUUGUCAUGAAAGCUGAGAGCAAGGAUAUACCCUUGUGGGGAACUUUGAUAAAGUACAUCAGGCCGGUGUUCGUAUCACGAUCAGAUCAGGACUCAAGAAAGAAGACGGUGGAAGAGAUCAAACGCAGAGCCCACUCUGGAGGGGAAUGGCCACAGAUAAUGAUUUUUCCAGAGGGAACUUGCACUAAUAGAUCCUGUCUAAUCACCUUUAAGCCAGGGGCCUUCAUCCCAGCGGUACCAGUGCAACCGGUUGUGAUGAGAUACCCAAAUAAACUGGAUACAAUCACAUGGACAUGGCAAGGCCCAGGAGCGUUUAAGAUCUUGUGGCUGACACUAUGCCAGCUACACAAUGUCUUUGAAAUAGAGUUCCUUCCCAUUUACACUCCCUCUGAGGAAGAGAAAAAGAACCCUGCUCUCUUUGCAAUCAAUGUGAGGCAUGUCAUGGCCAAAGCCCUUGGGGUCCCUAUCACAGAUUAUUCGUUUGAGGACUGCCAGCUCGCCAUGGCAGAAGGCCAGUUGAGACUGCCGGUUGACACCUGCUUAUUGGAGUUUUCCAGACUCGUCAGGAGACUAGGGCUUAAACCCCAAAACCCAGAAAAAGUGCUGCAGGAUUAUGGGAACAGAUCCAGAAAACUGGAAGGAAAGAGGCUGUGCUUGGAUGACUUUGCUCAGUUCUUGGAUGUGCCCGUUUCAGAUAUGUUACAAGAUACGUUUUCCCUUUUUGAUGAGCAUGAAGAUAAUAGCGUGGAUAUCAGAGAAUAUGUGAUAGCCUUGUCUGUUGUAUGCAGACCUUCUGACAGUCUGGAAACACUGAACUUGGCCUUCAAGAUGUUUGAGGCUGAGGAUGGCGCUAUCACCGAGACAGACUUGGCAAUUAUUCUGAAGACUGCUUUGGGAGUGACUCAUCUCAAUGUAACCUGCUUGUUUGCCGCCAUUGACAGUGAAGGCACAGGAAAGAUCACAUUUGAGAAUUUCAGGAGCUUUGCGGAAGAACACGUGGACUUUGCAGAGGAAUACCUGUACCACGAAAAUACAGGCCUUCUCAGUGGUUUCUGCCAACAUCAACAAACAAAGUCGAGACUGUCUUAUCACAGCGUGCAUGACACUGCCAACACCAAAAUAACUAACGGCAUCUGUCCUGAUUUCAGCCCCAAUGAUCACGACAGCACAAACAAUGCAUUCCUUAAGAAACACAAUUGAAAGAGUUGUGAUUGUGGAACAACAAACAUCUCUCCUGGUGAGAGGUUGUUAUGUGCUGCAUGCUUGGUGUAGAUGGUUGCUUUUUUUUUUUUUCUCAAACUGAAAGGGACUAUAUUUCAGUAAUUACAAAUGAGAUGUUCACCUUACCUUUUUGCUAGUAUUUUGUCCAGACGGUUUUCCUAAGUAUCUUUCUCACAUGAUAGCAGUUUUACUUCCUGUAUGUUGAUUUUUUAUUUUUUUAAUUAUUUUAUUUUAUUUAUUAUUUUGGCAGGGGUGUAGCGAGGGUUUUCAGAAGGCCGGCUUUGGCUGUAACAGUUACAAUGCAUACAAACUUAAAGGGCACUUACUGAAGGUUGGGGCAAUUUUUUUCUUUCUCUUUCUCUCUCUCUAUCUCUCUCUCAUUCACACCUGCAUAUUUUUAUUAGGCUUUACAUGUUUAUAGUAAGUGGAAAUCAAGCCUUGACAAUGAAAGAAACACAUUUGGGAAAGUAGUGGGUUUCAGAUGUGUGUGUGUGUGUGUGUAUAUAUUUUUCCCCCUUUUUUAAAUGCUACUACCUUUUGGCUAGAGAGUGUGUACAGAUGGCAUUUUGGGUAGUAUUAAAGAGUAUUUACAUAAAGGUCCACCCGAGGUUACCAGUGACAAUUGUUGCAUUUGAAGCCAUUUUCCUGCUUCAAGCCAAAUUUGAGGUGUACUCGGGUCUUUUGAAUAGGUUACAUUUUUGCUAUGAGCUUGUUAAAAUACAUAUAUUUAUACAAGAUUUUUGAUUUAGCUCAGGGUUCAGUAACACAAAUGACAAAUAUACUUGUAUGAUGUCAUCAUUUUUUACUUUGGUUUUUGCGCACGUCAUUAUUUUAUAUGACAUCAGUACUGUUCUGCCUACUUUCAAUCAUUUGUCUUAUUGUUGAUAUUCCACAAAUUGGACCAAAAAUGUGUUUGGUGAUUAUGUCACCCUUUAUGUCUUUGCUGUCCCUUUCACUCGGUGGUGUAAUGGCUUUAAAACUGGGAAAGGAGUCUGGGUGUGACCGUUGAAAGCACAUUUCGUUUUGUCAGCGGAUUUUAUAACAGACGUGUCAUUCCAAAUUCCUUUUCUGCCUUACAUUGCCAUACUUUUUGGUCACCUGUAUUCGAUUCAACACAUACAUAGCUUCAAUCACUUGGAAAGGAAAAACAAAUGUGCUAAAGGUUCUUAUUUUUGUAUAAAUGUUCAGUACAGUGACAUGCAACCCUAGAAGGCCACAUGCGGAACCAGCCUGAAAGCAUGAUGCAAGUAUUCAAAUUUUGAUCACUGCCCAAACAUGAAAACUAAUUUUGUACUUAUUUUGUCUUUUGAAAAAGAAAAUGGAUAUUGGCACCAUUGUUGAGCAUGUUAAAAUUGGAGGGAUUGCUUUUCCAUUAGCAAAAAAAAAAAAAAAGUUUUCCCUUUUGUAAUUUAACACUUGUCUGAAGACCAUGCUUGCAUGUGUUUCUGUUAUGGCGUUCAGGAAAGCAAUAUUCUACUUUUUUAAGCCUUUGAAGGAGUUCUGUUAGGUAUUUUGAAUAUUCCAAAUGCUGGGCAUUUUGUGAAUCUUUGGUAUACGUAUAUGAUUUUAUUUUUUAUUUUUACUGCCAGAUGAUGUUGAUGGAAAAAUGAGCCAGAUUGUUUUAGUUUGUUUUGGGUUUUUUCCUUCAUGUUAUACGAUGCUGUGUUCUUCACCAGUCUGAAGUCCAGUCAUUUUAUUCCUCUUAAUGCGUGUUGACUGCUCCCAACCUAAAUGCAGAUUUUGUAGGGAAACCGAUAGCCUUGAAUAUAACUUUUAUGCUUGAUAAGAGAAUGUAUUGACAAUCUUGUCACAAUCAAAAGCAACUCUACGCAAACUGAAAUCUUGCUUUUAAAAACAGAAGUACACUUCAUCGUUUUGAUUGAACCCUUUUCUUGAACUUGACGUACGUACAGUAUAUCAAACUAGGCUUCAUGUCAGUGUACAAAUGUGUCAGGCCUUGAGGUGAUGUAAGCGCCACAUGACAGGCCGCAAGACACAAACUCUCCAUAGUGCACGUAUUCAAAUGAAAUGUUGAUACUGCGUCACAACAAUUUUAGUAUUGAUUUCUAUUUGCGUUUUUAUUCCUUUUGUGUGUGGUUUGCAUUUGUGGUUGCACUUUAGUUUUCUUUAUUUUGUAAAAAUUCUCAUACAAUAUAGAGCAUGUUAAGUUGACUUUUUUUUAUUAGCAAUAGUUUCGCCCUUGUAGGCAACAAUAAUUUUAUAAGAAGCUGCACCAUUCCCUAUAUUGUAGACCAAGUUGGAGUAAUUUGAAUUUCUAAAACAUAACGUUUAGACUGACUUUUCUGCUUUGUCUUUGAUUGUUGAACGUUUACAGCAUGAGAAUGACUGACUUUGCAUACUUGGUAACAUCUUACAGAUUUGAAUCAAUAGGAUAUGCUUGCACCACACAGUGGAAAUGUAUUUGAUGUUAACGGGAGUUUAAUGACACAAUUUCCAUGUAAAUGUGAAGGAAAUAUUUUGUACAUCCAGAGAGCAGACAUGACUGUGAAAUUGUACUGAAACCCAAUGGCAAGAACUGAACCUUGCAUCGAAUGUUUUAAAUCACGUUAAGUACCUACCCCAUGUGCUUUUCUUUAUUUCAGGCUUACAAAAACAUACUUUUCGAUGUCAAAAGACUGCUAUUGUUGACUACAUGUUUGUCUUCAGUAUUUACAAAUGUAACAGUUCCCGAAUACAUUUACAUUUUUAUUCCUCUGUAUUUCGUCUUGCUGUCCCUCUGAAAAACUGGUAUUUAUGCUGCUUGCUAAACAGUUUGUCCACCAUUGAGCCGAAGAAGAAAGACGUUGUGUACUCUUGACAGAGCGAUAUUGUUUUUCUGAUGGUUCUCUGCUUGUGGACUUUACUGGUUCUUCUGUAGCUUUACUUCACCUCUUUUUCUAUACUCAAGGUUUGUUUUAGAAGUCUGUAUUGAUGAAGAGUCAUUUUUGCAAGCUACUUUGCAUUAGUCUGUUAAGGACUACGAUGAUGUAACUUGUUGAUCUGACACUUGGAUCUUCAAAAAAAAAAAA